Molecule: messenger RNA, 2927 nt
Organism: Lemur catta (Ring-tailed lemur)
Lineage: Eukaryota; Metazoa; Chordata; Mammalia; Primates; Lemuridae
Gene: COG2
Product: component of oligomeric golgi complex 2
Exons: 18
Coding region: 155-2371 (738 amino acids)
Biological process (GO): protein transport; intra-Golgi vesicle-mediated transport; Golgi organization
Cellular component (GO): membrane; COG complex
Source: RefSeq, a predicted model, not a curated record
CAUUGGUUGCGCUGCGGGCGCUGCCAUGUUGGCGGAAACGGAGCCUCCUGUGCCGUGGAAACCGGCGGGGGCCGCGGCCGCCGCGUCGGUCUGCGCAGCCUCCCGCGUCUUCUCCUAGCUUGGGUCUCUGCGCCGAGAGGCGGCGGCCGGCGCGAUGGAGAAAAGUAGGAUGAACCUGCCCAAAGGGCCGGACACGCUCUGCUUCGACAAGGACGAAUUCAUGAAGGAAGAUUUCGAUGUCGAUCAUUUUGUGUCUGACUGCAGGAAGCGGGUGCAGUUGGAAGAACUGAGAGAUGACCUGGAACUCUAUUAUAAACUUCUUAAAACCGCCAUGGUCGAACUCAUCAACAAGGAUUAUGCAGAUUUUGUCAACCUUUCAACAAACUUGGUUGGCAUGGACAAAGCCCUCAACCAGCUUUCUGUGCCUUUGGGACAAUUACGAGAAGAGGUUCUGAGUCUUAGAUCAUCUGUCAGUGAAGGAAUUCGGGCAGUAGAUGAACGAAUGUCUAAACAAGAGGACAUUAGGAAAAAAAAGAUGUGUGUGUUGAGGCUUAUACAAGUUAUUCGAUCAGUUGAGAAAAUUGAAAAAAUCUUAAACUCUCAAAGUUCUAAAGAAGCAUCUGCACUAGAAGCCAGCAGCCCACUUUUGACUGGACAAAUUUUGGAGAGAAUUGCUACAGAAUUUAACCAGUUACAAUUUCAUGCUGUUCAGAGCAAAGGCAUGCCUCUUUUGGACAAAGUAAGACCACGUAUCGCGGGCAUCACAGGCAUGUUGCAGCGAUCGCUGGAAGGGCUCAUGCUCGAAGGCCUGCAGACUUCCAGCGUGGACAUAGUCCGACACUGCCUGCGGACGUACGCCACCAUCGACAAGACGCGGGAUGCGGAGGCUUUAGUUGGUCAAGUGCUGGUGAAACCAUACGUAGGCGAGGUGAUUGCAGAGCACUUUGGUGAGUCUCAUCCCAGUGGCCUUCGGAUCCUGUAUGAUAAACUCCUGGAGUUCGUCCCCCAUCACUGCCGCCUGCUGCGGGAAGUUACGGGAGGAGCCAUCUCAAGUGAAAAGGUCAAUACUGUUCCUGGAUAUGACUUUUUGGUGAAUUCUGUCUGGCCAGAGAUAGUACAAGGAUUAGAAGAGAAUCUGCCCUCUCUUUUCAAUCCCGGGAAUCCCGACGCGUUUCACGAGAAAUAUACCAUAAGUAUGGAUUUUGUAAGAAGAUUUGAACAGCAAUGUGGAUCACAGGCCAGUAUAAAAAGAUUAAGAGCACAUCCCGCUUAUCAUAGCUUCAAUAACAAGUGGAACUUGCCCGUUUAUUUUCAAAUAAGAUUUAGAGAAAUAGCGGGGUCCUUAGAAGCAGCACUUACAGAUGUACUGGAAGACGCCCCAGCUGGAAGUCCGUACUGCCUGUUGGCUUCUCACAGAACGUGGAGCAGCCUUAGCAGGUGUUGGUCAGAUGAGAUGUUUCUGCCGCUGCUGGUGCAUCGUCUGUGGAGACUCACCCUGCAGAUUUUGGCACGGUACUCCGUGUUUGUCAACGAGCUCUCACUCAGGCCCAUUUCUAGUGAAAGUGCCAAGGAGAUCAAAAAACCUUUGGUAACUGGCAGCAAAGACCCUUCCCUUAGCCAGGGCAACACGGAAGAGCAAGGAGGCAGCCCCUCAGAGACCAAGCCUGCAGUUGCCAUUUCCAGCACUCAGCUCGUGUACGCGGUCGCAGACCUGGACAGGCUUCAGGAGCAGCUUCCAGAACUCUUGGAAACAAUCAGGCCAAAACUUGAAAUGAUUGGCUUUAAGAAUUUUUCUUCUAUCUCAGCAGCCCUGGAGGACUCCCAGGGCGCUCUGUCAGCCUGCAAGCCCGCCCUGAGCAGCAAGAUCGUCCAGGACCUAAGUGACUCCUGCUUCAGCUACCUGAAAGGUGCCCUGGACGUUCCCAGGCUCUACCGGAGAACCAAUAAGGAGGUCCCAACUACGGCUUCCUCUUAUGUGGACAGUGCUCUGAAGCCAUUUCACCAGCUCCAGAGCAGACACAAGGACAAGCUCCAACAAGCAACGGUCCAGCAGUGGCUAGUGGGCGCGCUGUCGGAGAGCACGCACAGGUACUAUGAAACCGUGUCGGACGUGCUCAGCUCCGUGAAGAAAAUGGAAGAGAGCCUGAAACGGCUGAAACAAGCCAGAAAAACCGCUGCCACCAGCCCCGUCGGUCCCAGUGGCGGCAUGAGCGACGACGACAAAAUCCGGCUGCAGUUGGCCUUGGACGUUGAGUACCUGGGAGAGCAGAUACAAAAGAUGGGCUUGCGAACCAGGGACAUUAAAAGCUUCCCAGCUCUGGCAGAGCUGGUGGCGGCUGCCAAGGACCAGGCGACAGCAGAACAGUCCUAGGCAUCCUGGAGGCCCCCGGGGGGAGGAAGCUGGGCUCCGGGCCUGGAAGGAAGAAAGCGGCUCUGUCCUCCCGCGGCCUCUGCAGCCAAGAAGUGCUUCCAGCGUGGCCGGCAACGCCCUCUCAGCGUCUUUGGGUCUUCUCUCACCCAGAACAACACAAAAGCCUUUUCCAUUGUGUGGAAGAUAGUUUUUAAGACAUUUGAAACUUUCUACUAUAGUUUACAGAACAGAUUAUUUUAUUUUUAUUGUGAAUCUUAGCGUGGAAGAGCUGAUUUCUAAAAUGUGAUUAAAGUAAAUCUAUGUGUAUGAAUAUAAAAUCCGGUUGUCUCCCUGAGCCUGGCUGGGGGCGGCAGCUGCCGUGGAGGGGCCGUGUGGCCCGGAAACGCCCUUCUCUGUUAGGACCAGAACUGCGGCCGCCCCUGCACCUUCUGGAAGAGUCUGCAAUCCGGGUCCUCCGCUCUCGCUCGGUCUGUCGGGCUCCUCACCCGGACCGCGCUCGGGAGCCGGAACCCCUAGGAAGGAUUUACUUCCUGAAUAAAAGAAGUGUCUGCCAAGA